Messenger RNA from Amoebophrya sp. A25, 1468 nucleotides. The record is from the annotation of a GenBank genome assembly. NCBI's taxonomy places the organism in Eukaryota, Dinophyceae, Syndiniales, Amoebophryaceae.
GAAACAUGACGGAGGAAUGCAAACUUUCUUCGACGAUCUUGUCUCGAGCACUGCUUGCUUUUCAGCGUUUUUGCAGCUCCCAUCCGCAGAUCAAAGCCUUCUUGCUUGGUAGACAUUUUUACUGAUACCGUAUCAACAGAUAGUAUACGGUUUAGUUAUUUUACACUGACUGCUAUCCGAUUUUGAUUCUCCAGCGUCAGGAGGUGAUUCUGAUUAUGUACUGUUCUAUGGAGUGUUUGUUUUUGACAUAAGCGAUCCCCAUAUAUAACUGGUCUUCUUGUGGUGCGACCUUGAUGUUGCUGUUGCAAGCCGGAGCAUAAUUGUCUUGUCCUGUAUUCUUGUUUACACAAGCAACUAAUCUUUGAAGCAUCCACAAGGAGCACUCGCAAGAAAGUCGAACUAGCAAUAAAGAUAAAAUGGCACCAAAAGUGAAACCUUUGCCGGGGCGAAGCCUCCCUGUAAUGGCCUUCGGUGUUGCGAUUCUUGUUCAUGGCGGUUUUGUAGUGUCACAGAUGCGGCAAAAUGCGACGCAUGCGGUGGAAAGCAUACCAAUAUACGUACCUCCCUGUCCCUUCAAAAUGAUAAAUGUAAAAUAUCACAUACUGCUCGAUGUAGUUACAUCUUCAUUUACUUUCACAAUGCGGUUGCCCUUGCCCUUCCACAAUCACUUGAAAAAUCAGAGCGUAGUAGUUGAUGUUCUUACUAUUUUUCAAGAGCCAGGCUAAAUGUCAAUCUCAAUACUCGAACAAACACAAUAAAGCACCCUUUAUCUAACCUACUUAUUUCGCUUUACGCAUGUUCAUGUAAUCCAGGUCGUUGCUGAGAUAAUUAUUGGUGCGUUGAUAAGUCUCUUUGGAAGCAUAGGGAGAUUCGAGCCCAUUCGAGUGCCAGACGCGCCGAAGCCAAGCUGGGACACACUGCACACAAGACACGACUUCAUUCUCUUCAAAGGACGAUCGACGUCACUAUGCGGCUUUAUCGAGGAUAGAAUGCAACUUCCGCCAAAUAUUCCUGCCGGCGGUGGUUCCUCUUCUACAGGCGAAUCGCCUGUGUCAAGUCAAAACGCAGAAUAAUCACGGGCGGCCUUUACUUGAUGCCGAAGGAGUAAUCUGGAGUUGAUGUUUUAGGGUCAGCGGCGCAAUCACAGGACUCAAUCACAGCGUAGUUACGACGCGAAAUACCUUUGGCAGAGGAUGAGAUUAUAUAUAUUGACUUAGCUACGUCUUGUGGCCCGCCCGUGCGGUUGCUCUACUACAUCUUGUCCAUGGGCUACUGUCUAGUGCAUCGAACACUCUAAACGCUUUUUUAUUUCGCAAUAGCGGACCCCGCAUCACCAGAAGUGAGAAAUCGUUCUUCACCCGAAUGAAUUACAAAAGAUGAGCAGCCCCGCUUCAAUGUAGAAACACAUAGGGAAUUUAUCUCGCAAAGCCUGCUAGCGAAUUUGGGGCACACGACGCCGGGUAAAACU